Molecule: messenger RNA, 1452 nt
Organism: Coregonus clupeaformis (lake whitefish)
Lineage: Eukaryota; Metazoa; Chordata; Actinopteri; Salmoniformes; Salmonidae
Product: aldo-keto reductase family 1 member A1-B
Exons: 9
Coding region: 161-1150 (329 amino acids)
Biological process (GO): aldehyde catabolic process
Cellular component (GO): cytosol
Molecular function (GO): aldose reductase (NADPH) activity
Source: RefSeq, a predicted model, not a curated record
UGAGUAGUCUAACUAUCUCUAUGGUGACAGCCCUCUUGAAUCUGAAAUUUCAGCAAAAUGAAGUCGGAUUUUUUUGAAAAGCUAAAAAUGAACUAUUUGUGGCCAGGGCUUUGAAGAAGAGUUAUUAUAAUAAUUUUUUUGCAUAUUGACAACAGUACACAUGGCAGUGGCAGGUAAAAAUGACUUUGCAGUUCUCAACACCGGGCGGAAGAUGCCUCUCCUUGGGCUGGGAACAUGGAAGAGUGAACCUGGCAAGGUUAAACAGGCAGUAAUCUGGGCCUUGCAGGCUGGCUACCGUCACAUCGACUGUGCUGCCAUCUAUGGCAACGAGGUGGAGAUCGGAGAAGCUCUGCAGGAGACACUUGGCCCUGACAAAGCCCUGAGGCGAGAGGAUGUGUUUAUCACCUCCAAGCUGUGGAACACACAGCAUCACCCGGAGGAUGUGGAGCCCGCUCUGCUGAAGACACUGAAGGAGCUGAGGCUGGAGUACCUGGAUCUCUACCUUAUCCACUGGCCCUACGCCUUCCAACAAGGUGACGCUCCUUUCCCCAAGUCGGAGGACGGCACCCUGCUGUACGAUGACAUCGACUACAAGCUGACUUGGGCUGCCAUGGAGAAGCUGGUGGGAAAGGGCCUGGUCAGGGCUAUCGGCAUGUCCAACUUCAACAGCAGACAGAUAGACGACGUUCUCUCUGUAGCCAACAUCAAACCCACUGUGCUUCAGGUGGAAAGCCAUCCGUACCUGGCUCAGGUGGAGUUGCUGGGACACUGUCGGGACAGGGGCCUGGUGAUUACGGCGUACAGCCCACUGGGGUCACCGGAUCGGGCAUGGAAGCAUCCUAACGAGCCUGUCCUCCUGGAUGAAGCAGAAAUCGACACCCUGGCCAAGAAGUACAACAAGUCCCCAGCACAAAUCAUCCUUAGAUGGCAGACACAGCGAGGAGUAGUAACGAUCCCUAAAAGUGUGACGGAGUCUCGGAUCAAAGAGAAUAUUCAGGUAUUUGACUUUACCCUUGACGCAGAAGAGAUGAAGUGUAUAAUGGCAUUGAACAAAGGCUGGCGCUACAUUGUACCAACCAUCACAGUUGAUGGGAAGCCCGUCCCCAGGGAUGCAGGACAUCCACACUAUCCCUUCAGUGACCCCUACUGAGCAAUGCCCUACACUGCUGCCCUCUUUUGUGCCUUGGGAACUCACUCCCCUUCCUCAACCCCCUCCAAGGCUGUGUCCCAAUUCCAUUACAUGUCUUCCUCCUUCCUGACCACAGAUUCCUCCUUCCUGACCACUGAUUUGAUAAGGGGAAAGAGGGCCAUUUAAGGGGAAAGAAGGUUGUGGAAAAUCCAUCUCCUUUCAGAUCAUUGGUCAUGGUGGUGUGGGGUGAUGAGGAAAGGGGUCUUUUUGAGAGUAUUGGGACAUAGCAUGUUCUUCAUAAUAAAAUGUUUUUUGUUACUGCC